AUGGCCGCCGUUCAAGCAACAGAGGAAGAGCGUGUGCAUCUCCGAAGGGUAUCUGCGGACUUUCCACCAACACCGCCAGAUUCAGAUCUGAGUGAUUCGGAGAAAUCAAGCGGCAAAGUAGAAUCAACAGAUUUCGCUUUGCCACCACCAUCACACCCACCCACCGAGAUCAAUCCGCUAGACCACAAGACACCAGAUGGAUGGCUCCCACGAGACCCACGACUGAUUCGACUGACUGGAGCCCACCCGUUCAACUGUGAAGCCCCUCUCACAGAUCUUUACAACGAAGGAUGGUUGACAAGUCCGGAGCUUUUCUAUGUGAGAAACCACGGUCCCGUUCCCCAGGUCAACGACGCAGACAUCCCCGAUUGGGAGUUCACAGUAGAAGGACUUGUUCAAAACCCACUCACAAUCAAAUUCAAAGACCUUGUCAGAGAAUAUGACCAGAUCACAUGUCCUGUAACUCUCGUCUGUGCUGGUAAUAGACGAAAGGAGCAGAAUGUUGUUCGUAAGACCAAAGGCUUUUCUUGGGGUGCAGCUGGUGUUUCCAAUGCACUGUGGACUGGUGUUAUGAUGCAUGAGAUUUUGAAGAAGGCCGGACUAAAGAGAGGAGCAAGAUAUGUGUGUAUGGAGGGUGCUGACAAAUUGCCCAAUGGAUACUACGGAACCUCUGUCAAGCUCAAUUGGGCGUUGGAUCCCAACAGAGGCAUGAUGCUGGCGUACAAGAUGAACGGCGAAAUGCUGACGCCAGACCACGGCAAACCUUUACGAGCCAUCAUUCCUGGCCAAAUCGGAGGCCGUAGCGUGAAAUGGCUCAAGAAGCUCAUCAUCACCGACAAGCCUAGCGACAACUGGUACCACAUUUACGACAACCGAGUGCUGCCAACCACCGUGUCGCCAGAAGAAUCGGCCAACAACAAGGACUGGUGGAUGGAUGAGCGAUAUGCCAUCUAUGAUCUCUCGACCAACUCCGCUAUGGCACACCCGGUGCAUGAAGAGCAACUAUGCAUAGUUGGCGCACCACAAAACUAUCGAGUCAAAGGAUACGCAUAUGGUGGCGGUGGUCGACGAAUCACUCGUGUGGAGGUUACCUUGGACAAAGGCAAGAGCUGGCGUCUGGCCAAUGUCGACUACGCAGAAGACAGGUACCGCGACGCUGGCCCAGUUGACCUUUACGGUGGCAGACUGGACAUGGAGUGGAGAGAAAGCUGCUUUUCCUGGGCAUUCUGGAACAUCGAUAUCCCGGUCGAUGACCUGAAAGACGCAAAAGACAUCAUGUGCCGAGCUAUGGAUGAGAGUAUGAACGUGCAGCCUCGCGACAUGUACUGGAGUGUUCUGGGUAUGAUGAACAAUCCUUGGUUCCGCAUUGCCAUCCAUCGCGAGAACGACUAUCUGCGUUUCGAGCAUCCCACUCAACCCGCUCUGAUGCCUGGCGGCUGGAUGGAAAGAGUGAAGAAGUUAGGAGGCAACCUCGCCAACGGCUACUGGGGCGAACAACUCGGAAGCUCCGAAGCACCGGAGCCUGUUACAGAAGCGGCACAAGAGGUCAAGAUGAUCAAGGACGGAAUAGACAAAAAGAUCACGAUUGACGAUUUGCGCAAACACGACACGGAGAAAGAGCCAUGGUUCGUUGUGAAUGGAGAAGUUUACGAUGGCACGGCGUUCUUGGAAGGACAUCCUGGAGGUGCACAGAGUAUCGUUUCAGCAGCUGGGUUGGACAGCACCGACGAGUUCAUGGCUAUCCACAGUGAGACUGCAAAAGCCAUGAUGCCGGACUAUCACAUCGGCACUCUGGACGAAGAAGGCAAACAAGCACUGAGCGGUGAGGAGGUCCAACCAGACGAGAAUGCAACACCAUCGGAAUUCUUCUUGAAUUCACGCACAUGGAAGAAAGCAAUUUUGCAGUCAAAGACCACGGUAUCCUGGGACAGUCGUGUCUUCAGAUUCAAGCUCGAGACUGAGGACCAGCGACUCGGCCUCCCCACUGGUCAACAUCUCAUGAUGCGUUUGCGCGAUCCAGUGACACGCGAGGCCAUCAUCCGAUCCUACACACCAAUCUCCGAGACAGCCGAGAAGGGCUUUGUGGACAUUUUGAUCAAGGUUUACUUCAAGAACGGCACGCAAGAAGGAGGAAAGAUGUCGACAGCCUUGGAUUCUUUACCUAUUGGCCACUUCGUCGACUUCAAAGGCCCGAUAGGCAAAUUCGAGUACUUGAGUCAAGGUCUCUGUGCCGUCAAUGGUGUCACACGCCAGAUCUCACAAUUCGUCAUGAUCUGUGGUGGAUCAGGCGUCACACCUAUCUACCAAGUGUUCCGUGCAGUCAUGCAGGAUGCUGAUGACAAGACAAAAUGCACAGUUCUUGACGGCAAUCGUCUUGUCGAAGACAUCCUGUGCAAGGGCGAGCUGGACCAAUUUGCCAAGGACAAUGAGCACAAAGCAAAACUCUUGUACACGCUCACUCAAGCCCCAGAUGAGUGGGAUGGUCUCAGGGGACGCAUCGCUGCCCCGCUACUCGCCGAACACGCCAGCAAAGAAGUGCUCAAGCUGGAUCCGACCGAACAAGCGUUGGUAUUGAUCUGUGGACCCGAGGCGCUGGAAAAGAGUUGCCAUGCUGCCUUGUUGAAUCAAGGCUGGCGCGAUGAUGAGUUGCUGUUCUUCUAG
Aureobasidium pullulans EXF-150 is the source of this 2661-nucleotide messenger RNA. RefSeq names its product nitrate reductase. Gene Ontology annotation, molecular function: molybdopterin cofactor binding; heme binding; nitrate reductase (NADPH) activity. NCBI's taxonomy places the organism in Eukaryota, Fungi, Ascomycota, Dothideomycetes, Dothideales, Saccotheciaceae. Bases 1 to 2661 code for a protein of 886 amino acids. The transcript is spliced from 3 exons. Gene Ontology annotation, biological process: nitric oxide biosynthetic process; nitrate assimilation. The record is from RefSeq and is a predicted model, not a curated record.